This is a messenger RNA of Penicillium lagena, 378 nucleotides long. RefSeq lists its product as uncharacterized. The record is from RefSeq and is a predicted model, not a curated record. The coding region runs from base 1 to 378 and encodes 125 amino acids. The transcript has a single exon. Lineage: Eukaryota; Fungi; Ascomycota; Eurotiomycetes; Eurotiales; Aspergillaceae.
AUGGGUGGCAGUCUAGGUACCGGUACUUGCCCCCCGGUCGGUCUAGAUGCGCCGAUCGUGCUACACCUCCGCAUCCUCGAUCGCACAUUUGUCUCUUCUUUUCUCCCGAAUAACAAGGAAGAAAAACAAAACCCUUUGUCUCAAUAUUCUCCAUAUUCUCUAUACUUCGAGAGUAUCCUCCUCUACCCACUAACUGCUACUCUCGGCUCGGUGCCUGGCCUGACCCACGAUCUCCUGUUUCAGUCGAGUCUAGACCGCCCCGAUCGGGAAAAUCCCCUGCCCCUCCUCGUUUCUCAGCCUUCGAUCGUUGUUGACUCUGUCUCACACCCACUGCCCUCCUCACACCCACUGUCCUCCUCAGACCUACCCCGACCUUAA